Messenger RNA from Peniophora sp. CBMAI 1063, 1248 nucleotides. The record is from the annotation of a GenBank genome assembly. Lineage: Eukaryota; Fungi; Basidiomycota; Agaricomycetes; Russulales; Peniophoraceae.
AUGGACUACGUUCAAUGGUCAUGGGACGAACAUCUCAAACUUGCGCAGGAGACGUUUCCGGGUCACUGGCCUUCAGACGGUGUCGGGUGCAUCCCAGAGCUUGGGAAAGACGCACAGGGUUCCUUCAACGCGCUGGAGAGGGUUGGCCUCAAUAGUGACAUCAAGAAGAACGACGUGCUCUUGUUCUUCGACAUCGACAGCGGCGAACCACCUAUGCCGGGCCAUCAAGCGCUGUUCCGCUACUCGGAGAAAAUCCGUGAGGGUACUGUACCGGAUCUCCACGGACCGGAUGACCCAAGCGCACUGGCUCCGCGGGAUGGGGUGGAGAUAUGCGCUUUACUUGUAAAGCAGGUUGUGAGCUACUGUCUUCCCGGCACGGAAGGCGCGACCUGUACCUGGGCAUUGGGGCAGCGCUUCAGUCUGGGAUGGCGCAUUCCUCCACGCUACCCGCUUCGUUGUAUGCGGAUCAUCAAACCAUAUCUCGAUUAUUUGCAUCCUCGGGAGCACGUGCUGACGGAUCUGUGGCAAGCAGUCCGUCUACACAACGUGGUCGCUGUGGCACAACUGCGCACUCUCCGCGACCGAAACCCGGUGAUCCCGCCCCCCGUAGGUACGCCCGAAGCGCCGGUCCUAUAUUGGAGUCCGGGCUGCUUGUACGGCUUGAACCCCGUGCCUGAGGGGGCGAUUAAGCCAGCGCUGGAGUUUCGACAAGAAUCAACGAUACGCGUCGCCACCUGCUCGUUCUUCGGGAAGGGCUGUAGGCGGAAGGUUUACAAUCCGGCUGAGGACCGCAUGGUUUGCUGCGUGUCGUGCAAGCGCUGGUACCACGAAGAUUGCUCCCUUCGUCCUCUGAACGACGAGGAGUAUAGGGGUGAAACCGUCCACUGGCGAGACGUCCGCAUCGCAGGCCCCGCUACACGCCGCUGCCCCAACGACGCUGCGCCUGUUUGGCAGGCAGCCCUUUGCGGUCUCGAUAUGCGCGUAGACCCUCCCGUGCACAGCUGGGAGCGUAUUUCCUUUGGGCUCAGGGAAGCAGGGCGCUUGGCUAAGGAAGGGGCCAUUUACGACGCCGCCGAGUUCCACGCCGAGUGGCGAGCUGCGGCCCAAGUCAAGCAAGAUUCUCCCUUCAUGGCACGGUUAUCGGACAGCGAGGUGGAUGAGGCCAUGCUAGUGGUCGAGCGACAUGGUCCGGAGAUGGCCGCAGGGUUGCGUCGGUUCAUUUGCAAUUAUUGCACGGAAUUCAUGUAG